AUGUACAAUUAUAUUUCUCAAAACCGAUUGUGCUACAAAAAUACAAUGAUUAUGAAAAGAUUAUCUUUUUUAAAACAACCGCUCCUCGCUGCAGUCAAUGACCAUUUAAUUGAUUAUCCAACACCAGCAAACUUAAGUUAUUGGUGGGGAUUUGGCUCAACAGCAGGUAUCUGUUUAAUUCUUCAAAUUUUAACAGGAAUUUUUCUUGCGAUGCAUUAUACGCCACACAUUGAUUUAGCUUUCUUAAGUGUUGAACACAUCAUGAGAGAUGUUGAAGGUGGGUGGUUUUUACGUUACAUGCAUGCGAAUGGUGCAAGUAUGUUCUUUAUCGUCGUAUACCUCCAUUUAUUAAGAGGUCUUUAUUAUGGAAGUUACACUAGUCCAAGAGAACUUGUUUGGAUCGUUGGGGUUAUCAUUCUUCUUCUUAUGAUUCUUACAGCCUUUAUUGGAUACGUUUUACCAUGGGGACAAAUGUCUUUCUGGGGGGCCACCGUUAUUACAAGUCUUGCAAGUGCAAUUCCUGUCGUUGGGACAGAUAUUACACAUUGGUUGUGGGGUGGUUUUUCUGUAGAUAAUGCUACACUCAACAGAUUUUUUAGUCUACAUUAUCUUUUACCGUUUAUUAUUGCGGGUGCGAGUCUUGUACAUAUUGUUGCUUUGCAUCAAUAUGGUUCAAACAAUCCGUUGGGCUGUAGUGCAACCGUUGACAAAAUUCCUUUCUACCCGUAUCUUUUAUUAAAAGAUCUCGUUGGUUGGGUUGUAUUUGCUAUUUUUUUCUCGGGAUUUAUUUUUUUUGCGCCAAACCUUUUAGGACAUCCAGAUAAUUAUAUUCCAGCGAAUCCAAUGUCUACACCUGCGCAUAUUGUUCCAGAAUGGUAUUUCUUACCGGUUUAUGCUAUUUUAAGAAGUAUUCCGAAUAAACUUGGUGGUGUUCUUGCCAUUGGUCUUGUAUUUGUGUCUCUCCUCAUUUUACCAUUCAUCCAUACCUCACAAAUUAGAAGUUCAAGUUUCCGUCCAUUACAUAGAAAGUUAUUCUUUCUAUUAGUUGCAGAUUGUCUUCUAUUAGGGUGGAUUGGAUGUCAACCAGUAGAAGAUCCAUACGUACUCAUUGGGCAAAUUGCUUCCAUUUAUUUCUUCCUAUACUUCCUAGUCGCCAUGCCACUCCUAGGAAAAGUAGAACAAUUCCUACUACAAAAAUAA
Molecule: messenger RNA, 1200 nt
Organism: Ostreococcus tauri
Lineage: Eukaryota; Viridiplantae; Chlorophyta; Mamiellophyceae; Mamiellales; Bathycoccaceae
Source: the annotation of a RefSeq genome assembly